CGACCAGAAUCACGUGGUUGAGAGAUGUAAACAAACGCAGAAUGGCGUCAUUGAGUGCAAUAAAGUCAUUUUGUUGCUGAGAAACAGAGAAAAUCAGUCUUGCGAUUUGCAAGAAGAUCCUGCACAAGAUGUCAUUUACUCGUGAGUGAGCGGAUGUUAAGAAGACCGAAACUGACAGUGUUGUUAUUGCUUGGUCUGGUAGCCGAGUUAGCCAAGUUGGGCGUCGAACAGCAGACCAUAAUGACUUUAUAUCACUGGAUUUAUUAUACCAGGAGUUCCGCCGAGAGCCACGAUGAAUAUAUUUCCGUAGAUAUAAGAUGUCUGGAUGAGCAAGCAAUGUGGUGCAGGAGGUGCUGAAUCAUGCAAACAUGGACGGAAACUCAAAAGUCCAGCAGCAGAGUACUGAAACAGUACUGCGGACUGUACAAGAGGCAGUACAGUCCAGGCAAGUACACGCCAUAAACAAUUGAUCCUUAUUGUAGUCUACGCAGUGUAUAUGAUGUUAAUAAUUAUUGUUAUCGGGGGCAGCAGCGGCAGACAAGAGGCGACAGCGUUCACUCAGCCCCCGGAUGUGGAUUCUCCCCAUACAUAAAACAAAGACAGAGCUAAGGACUUAGUAAUUUUCCAGACAGGAAUGGUGGGCUAUCCAGAGGCUCUGACCGAUCCUUCAUACAAAGCUCAGAUACUGACUUUAACCUACCCUCUGAUUGGGAACUACGGUGUGCCCAGUGACGUUGACGGUGAAUUUGGACUCAGCAAGUGGUUUGAAUCUGCCAGGAUCCAUGCUGCUGCUCUAAUAGUUGGGGAAGUUUCUCAGAAUCCCAGCCACUGGAACUCCAACAAGUCUCUUGAUGAGUGGCUAAAAGAGCACAGGAUCCCUGGCCUACAGGGAGUCGACACUCGCGCUUUGACCAAAAAGAUCCGGGAAAAGGGAACCAUGCUCGGUAAACUGGUGAUGGAAGGAACACCAGAAGACAGCAUUCCUUUUAAUAAUCCAGAUACUCAGAACUUGGUGAAAGAAGUGUCUAUGAGAGAACCCAGGCUUUUCAAUCCGGAUGGCAAUGUCAGGAUCCUCACAGUGGACUGCGGUAUUAAGUACAAUCAGAUCCGCUGCUUGUGUGAGAGAGGUGCACAGGUCACUGUGGUGCCGUGGGAUUACCCUCUGAAUGCCGACGACUUCGACGGACUGUUUAUCAGUAACGGUCCCGGUGACCCCAACCACUGCAAGGAGACUAUAGAAAAUCUGAAAAAGAUUGUCUGUGUGGAAAAACCCAAACCUGUCUUUGGAAUUUGUUUGGGUCAUCAGCUGCUGUCGUUGGUUAUUGGUGCCAAGACGUACAAAAUGAAAUACGGGAACCGUGGCCAUAACCAGCCUUGCAUACAUAAAGGCACAGAACGUUGCUUCAUCACAUCUCAGAACCAUGGAUUUGCAGUGGAUCCUCUGAGCCUUCCGGAUGACUGGGACGUUCUCUUUACCAACGCCAAUGACCACACUAACGAGGGCAUUGUGCACAACUCUAAACCUCUUUUCAGCGUACAGUUCCAUCCUGAGCAUAUGGCUGGACCCACUGACCUUGUGAGCCUUUUCGAUGUUUUUCUGGAUGUCGUCCGUGAUGCAAAAGAAAACAAAGUUGGAAAGCCAGUAAAGGAGAGGCUGACUGAACAUCUCACCUUCCCUGGAUCUCCAAAACCUGAGGAAUUUGUACGUCCCCGCAAAGUGCUCAUUCUGGGAUCUGGAGGACUCUCCAUUGGUCAGGCUGGAGAAUUUGAUUAUUCUGGCUCUCAGGCAAUUAAAGCUCUGAAAGAAGAGAACAUCCAGACUAUUCUCAUCAACUCUAACAUCGCCACAGUGCAAACCUCCAAAGGCCUCGCUGACAAAGUGUACUUCCUUCCCAUCACCCCAGACUACGUCACACAGGUGAUCAAGAACGAGCGUCCUGACGGAGUGCUUCUGGCUUUCGGAGGUCAGACGGCACUAAACUGUGGAGUGGAACUGACCAAGCAGGGCGUCCUGGAGAAGUAUAAUGUCAGAGUUUUGGGAACCCCAGUGGCCUCCAUAGAGAUGACCGAAGACCGGAAGAUCUUUGUGGAGAAAAUGGAGGAGAUCAACGAGCAUGUUGCACCAAGUGAGGCGGCGAUGUCUGUGGAACAGGCAGUCGCUGCUGCCGAGAGGCUCGGUUAUCCGGUGCUGAUCCGCUCUGCCUUUGCGCUCGGUGGCCUGGGCUCCGGUUUCGCUAACAACAAAGAAGAAUUGAUCACAUUAGUCAUGCAAGCCUUUGCCCACACAUCCCAAGUCCUGGUGGACAAGUCCCUCAAAGGUUGGAAAGAAAUCGAGUACGAAAUCGUACGAGAUGCUUACGACAACUGCAUCACGGUCUGUAACAUGGAGAACAUUGACCCUCUCGGAAUUCACACCGGGGAGUCUAUAGUCGUGGCUCCGAGUCAGACGCUGAACGAUUACGAGUACAACAUGCUGAGAAGCACCUCCAUCAAGGUUAUCCGGCACCUGGGAAUUGUUGGCGAGUGCAACAUUCAGUACGCCGUCAACCCAGAGUCUGAGCAGUACUACAUCAUUGAGGUGAACGCCCGUCUCUCCCGGAGCUCCGCCCUGGCUAGUAAAGCCACAGGAUACCCGCUGGCCUACGUCGCAGCUAAGCUUGCUUUAGGAAUCCCUCUCCCUGUCCUCAAAAAUUCUGUGACCAACUCCACAACGGCAAACUUUGAGCCAAGUCUUGACUACUGUGUUGUGAAGGUUCCUCGCUGGGAUCUGAGCAAGUUCCUUAGGGUUAGCACCAAAAUUGGCAGUUCCAUGAAGAGUGUUGGGGAGGUGAUGGCCAUUGGACGCAGCUUUGAGGAGGCUUUCCAGAAAUCUCUCAGGAUGGUAGAUGAGAACUGCGCUGGAUUUGACCAUACCAUCAAACCAGUUUCUGAACAGGAGCUUCAGAUUCCCACAGACAAGCGUAUCUUCGUGCUGGCUGCAGCCAUGUAUGCAAACUACAGCAUAGAUCAUCUGUACGAGCUGACCAAAAUUGACCGCUGGUUCCUGCACAAGAUGAAAAACAUCAUAGAUCACGAGAAGCUCAUGGAAACAUACAAUAAGGACGAAAGCACGAUGCCACCUGAGGUGAUGAGAAGAGCAAAGCAGUUGGGCUUCUCAGACAAGCAGAUCGCUCUAUCUGUGCAAAGCACCGAGCUGGCUGUGAGGAAGCUAAGGCAUGACUGGAAGAUUUUGCCCAUGGUUAAGCAGAUCGACACCGUGGCUGCUGAAUGGCCUGCUCACACGAACUACCUUUAUCUGACUUACCACGGCAUGGAAAGCGACGUCACCUUCGAAGAACCUCACGUCAUGGUGAUCGGCUCCGGGGUCUACCGCAUCGGCAGCAGCGUGGAAUUCGAUUGGUGUGCCGUGGGUUGCAUUAAAGAGCUCAGAAAGAUGGGUUAUAAGACGAUAAUGGUGAACUACAAUCCCGAAACUGUCAGCACCGACUACGACAUGUGCGACAGGCUCUAUUUUGACGAGAUCUCCUUUGAGGUGGUGAUGGACAUCUACGAGAUGGAGAACCCCGAGGGUGUGAUUCUUUCCAUGGGAGGCCAGCUCCCCAACAACAUCGCCAUGUCUUUGCACAGGCAGCAGUGCCGCAUCCUGGGCACCUCGCCUGAGUUUAUCGACUCCGCCGAGAACCGCUUUAAAUUUUCUCGUAUGUUGGACACCAUCGGAAUCAGCCAACCUCGCUGGAAAGAGCUCUCUGAUACCGAGUCAGCUAUGCAGUUUUGUGAGACGGUGGGCUACCCAUGCCUAGUGAGGCCGUCCUACGUGCUCAGCGGAGCUGCAAUGAACGUGGCGUACUCUGACAGCGACCUUGAGAAGUAUUUGAGCAGCGCCGUCGCCGUGUCUAAAGAACACCCUGUUGUCAUCUCCAAAUUUAUCCAGGAGGCCAAGGAGAUCGACGUGGACGUAGUAGCAUGUGACGGCGUGGUCAUUGCUAUCGCUGUUUGUGAGCACGUUGAGAAUGCUGGAGUGCAUUCCGGAGACGCUACGCUGGUCACGCCACCGCAGGACAUCAACCAGAAGACCAUGGAGCGCAUUAAAUUGAUUGUGCAUGCCAUCGGCCAGGAGCUACAGGUCACGGGGCCAUUUAACUUGCAGCUCAUCGCCAAGGACGACCAGUUGAAAGUGAUCGAGUGCAAUGUACGAGUGUCACGCUCCUUCCCUUUUGUCUCCAAAACCCUGGGCGUAGAUCUCGUGGCUUUGGCAACGCAGGUCAUUAUGGGACAGGAAGUGGAAGAUGUGGGACUCAUGAAGGGGAACGGAGUCGUGGGAGUUAAGGUCCCACAGUUCUCCUUCUCUCGGCUGGCCGGAGCAGACGUCGUACUGGGAGUGGAAAUGACCAGCACGGGCGAGGUGGCCUGCUUCGGUGAGAACCGCUACGAGGCGUACCUGAAAGCCAUGCUCAGUACGGGCUUCAAAAUCCCGAAGGAGAACAUUCUCCUUUCCAUCGGCAGCUACAAGAAUAAAAGUGAGCUGCUGCCUACAAUUAAGGCUUUGGAGAGUCUUGGCUAUAACCUGUAUGCCAGCUUGGGCACCGCUGACUUCUACACUGAGCAUGGCAUCAAAGUGAUGUCUGUGGAUUGGCCUUUCGAGGAGGAAAGUGACUGCCCCAACAAGGACAAGCAGAGGAACAUCAUGGACUACUUGGAGGAGAACCACUUUGACAUGGUGAUCAACCUGUCCAUGAGGAACUCUGGAGGACGCCGACUGUCCUCUUUUGUCACCAAAGGGUACCGUACACGUCGCAUGGCCGUGGAUUACUCUGUACCUCUGAUCAUCGAUAUCAAGUGCACCAAGCUCUUUGUUCAGGCGUUGAGACAGAUUGGCCGGGCUCCUCCGGUCAAGACUCACAUUGACUGCAUGACCUCCCAGAAACUCAUCCGUUUACCUGGUCUCAUUGAUGUCCACGUGCACCUGCGAGAGCCUGGUGCCACCCACAAGGAGGAUUUCUCCUCGGGCACAGCUGCCGCCCUGGCAGGAGGUAUUACCAUGGUGUGUGCCAUGCCCAACACCAACCCUGCUGUAAUCGACCCCAACUCUCUAGCCCUGGUCCAGAAGCUGGCAAAGGCAGGAUGUCGAUGCGAUUACGCGCUAUACGUCGGCGCCGUUUCGGACAACGCGACCAUUCUGCCGUCCAUUGCGAAUGCCACGGUUGGUCUGAAGAUGUACUUGAACGAUACUUACUCCACAUUAAAAAUGGACAACGUUUCCUUGUGGAUGGAGCAUUUUGAAAAGUGGCCGAAGCACUUACCCAUAGUGGCUCAUGCAGAGAGGCAGACAGUGGCUGCUAUUCUGAUGGUGGCUCAACUCUACCAGAGACCCGUGCACAUUUGCCAUAUUGCCAAAAAAGAGGAGAUUCUUAUCAUCAGAGCUGCAAAGCAGAAGGGCGUCCAGGUGACGUGUGAAGUAGCACCUCAUCACCUCUUCCUGUGUGACGACAACGUGUCCCUUCUCGGGGACGGCAGGGCUGAGGUACGGCCCAUGCUGGGCACUCGAGAGGACAUGGAGGCGCUGUGGGAAAAUUUGGAUAUCAUCGAUUGUUUUGCCACCGAUCAUGCUCCUCAUACGGUGGCUGAGAAGGACUCAGAAAAACCUCCACCAGGAUACCCAGGCCUUGAGACCAUGCUGCCGCUGCUGCUCACUGCCGUUAGCGAAGGCCGUCUCACCGUCGAUGACAUCAUCAAGCGGCUGUACGAGAACCCGGCUCGGAUUUUCUCUCUUCCUCCACAGGAGAAUACCUAUGUGGAGGUGGAUUUGGAGCAAGAGUGGAUCAUCCCGAAGCACAUGCAGUUCACCAAGUCAAAGUGGACUCCGUUCGAGGGCAUGAGGGUGAAGGGGAAAGUGAUGCGCGUGGUGCUGAGAGGAGAGCUUGCGUACAUUGAUGGACAGGUGCUGGUGCCUCCUGGUUACGGUGAGGAUGUGAGGACGUGGGCAUCAGUUCCUAGUCAGUCAUCAGUCUCUGAAACACCCAAAGAUAUGCAGAAGACCCCUGAGCAUCCCAGGCAUGCGACUCCCAGUGAAUCUCUGCGUACUCGAGCUGCGAGUCCACGCCGCUCAGCCGGAGACCGUUUCAUGCUUCCACCUCGAGUCUAUCACACUUCUGAUCCAGGCCUGCCACCAGAAUUAGCUUCGGUCUCAGAGGCGUGCUCCCUCCCUCCUCCUCUAGCCAGAAUCCUGUCGCCCCAGACGAGCCAGGCUCCGAUCGUGUCUCACCUUCAGACCUCGCCUUUGCUUCACCCUUUAGUGGGUCAACACAUCCUUUCUGUACGCCAGUUUACCAAGGAGCAGAUGUCCCACUUGUUCAACGUGGCUCACACGCUUCGUUUAAUGGUUCAGAAAGAACGGAGCCUGGACCUCCUGAAGGGUAAGGUCAUGGCCUCCAUGUUCUACGAGGUAAGCACUCGAACCAGCAGCUCUUUUGCUGCGGCGAUGCAGCGUCUCGGUGGCUCCGUCGUGCACUUCAGUGAAUCCACUUCCUCCACACAGAAGGGCGAGUCACUCGCCGACUCGGUACAGACCAUGUGCUGCUACACUGAUGUGAUUGUGCUGCGCCACCCGGUGCCUGGAGCUGUAGAGAAAGCUGCAAAGCAUUGUCGCAGGCCGGUGAUCAACGCCGGCGAUGGAGUUGGGGAACAUCCCACUCAGGCCCUGCUAGAUAUCUUCACCAUCCGAGAAGAGCUUGGAACCGUCAAUGGCAUGACUAUCACUAUGGUGGGCGACCUGAAGCACGGCAGGACGGUGCACUCCUUAGCUAGACUGCUAACCCAGUAUCGCAUCACGCUGCGCUACGUUUCCCCAAAGAACCUCAGCAUGCCUCAUGAGAUCGUAGACUUCGUUGCAUCCAAAGGCAUUAAGCAGGAUGAGUUCAGCAGUAUUGAAGAGGCUCUUCCUGAUACUGACGUCCUUUAUAUAACACGCAUUCAGAAAGAGCGCUUCGCAUCUGAUGAUGAGUACAAUGCAUGCUUCGGGAGGUUUAUUUUGACUCCUCACAUCAUGACAGGGGCCAAGAGGAAAAUGGUGGUCAUGCAUCCACUUCCAAGAGUGAAUGAAAUUAGCGUGGAGGUGGAUACAGAUCCUCGCGCCGCUUACUUCCGCCAGGCGGAGAACGGUAUGUACAUCCGGAUGGCACUUCUAGCCACGGUGCUCGGGCGCUGAAACAUCUUUAGAGUGAAAUCAGGACCUUGACGGUGAAUCUGAGUCUUGCUCCUGGAAGAAUCCUUUAGUUUAUUAUUACUUUACUUUAAUGCUAUUUCAGUAGUUAAAUACACAGUCACAAUGUUACUUUAUCUACUGUAACUGCUGUACUUUUUCUGGAAAAAAUGAGUAAAAAUACUUAGUGAGCUUAAAAACCUGAGACGUUUUCAGGACAUGUGAGUAAGGAGUACAAAGAACUCGUUAACUCUAUGUAAUGGAUCUGUAAAAAAAAAAGGGUGAGCAGUGGAACAAGGGAAAAUAUAACUGCUUUAUAUUUUUUGAUAAUAAAACUCCUUUUCAGUCUC
Tachysurus fulvidraco (yellow catfish) is the source of this 7548-nucleotide messenger RNA. It is a transcript of the gene cad, whose product is annotated as carbamoyl-phosphate synthetase 2, aspartate transcarbamylase, and dihydroorotase. Gene Ontology annotation, biological process: L-arginine biosynthetic process; L-glutamine metabolic process; L-citrulline biosynthetic process. Bases 635 to 7204 code for a protein of 2189 amino acids. Gene Ontology annotation, molecular function: dihydroorotase activity; metal ion binding; aspartate carbamoyltransferase activity. Gene Ontology annotation, cellular component: cytosol; cytoplasm; carbamoyl-phosphate synthase complex. The transcript is spliced from 43 exons. The record is from RefSeq and is a predicted model, not a curated record. NCBI's taxonomy places the organism in Eukaryota, Metazoa, Chordata, Actinopteri, Siluriformes, Bagridae.